AGCUCUAGUAGUACGAGGCCCGUUAUAUCUUACCUUCCUUUGCCGCUUUCUUUCUCUCGAAAUUUCCGUUUCCUUGGAGAAUUAAAAGAAAAAAAAAUAUAAUACACUUUGAAGAUCUCUAUGUUUGGACUUCAAUUUUCUUCAUAGAGACUCCCCUUCACGUUAGUCUCUCCGCUAUUUCUCAUUUCUCUUUUCAUAAAGGUUAGUCAGAUCCAUUUCUUUACAUACUUUCUUCAUUAUAUUUACAUCCAACUGCUACACUCAUAAUAAUCCCUUGUUUCUUCAAAAACCCACAUCGAAAACCUUUGAAUAUUUGCUUAUAAUCCCAUUUCUCGAUCUGGGUUUACCCAGAUCUGACUAAAUCUGAACUCAAUGGCGAGUUUUGGGAUCUGGGUAUUAACGAUUUUCUUGGUUUUUCAAUCUGGGUAUGGGUUUUAUUUGCCUGGUAGUUACCCUCACAAAUAUAAAGUUGGGGAUCCUUUAUCUGUUAAAGUGAAUUCCUUAACUUCAAUUGAUACUGAAAUGCCCUUUAGCUAUUAUAGUUUACCCUUUUGUAAACCUGCUGAGGGUGUUAAAGAUAGUGCUGAGAAUCUGGGUGAACUUCUUAUGGGAGAUCGUAUUGAGAACUCACCAUAUAGGUUCAAGAUGUAUACUAAUGAAACCUUGAUCUUUUUGUGUCAAUCGGGUAAGUUAUCGGCUGAUGAGUUUAAGUUGUUGAAGGAGAGGAUUGAUGAGAUGUAUCAGGUUAAUUUGAUUCUCGAUAAUUUGCCGGCGAUUAGGUAUACGGUGAAAGAGGGCUUUGUUUCGAGGUGGACCGGGUAUCCGAUUGGGGUUAAGUUUCAAGAUAUGUAUUAUGUGUUUAAUCAUUUGAAAUUUAAGGUUCUUGUUCAUAAGUACGAGGAAACGAAUGUGGCGCGUGUGAUGGGGACUGGGGAUGCCGUUGAUGUUUUCCCCAGUGGUGGUAAAGGUGGAUCCGAUGUGCCGGGGUAUAUGGUUGUUGGAUUCGAGGUGAUUCCUUGUAGUGUUAUGCAUAAUGGUAACGUGGUUAAGGAUUUGAAAAUGUAUGAUAAAUACCCAUCCGAGAUUAAAUGCGAUACAACUACCGUCACGGUGCCUAUCAAGGAAGGUGAGCCAUUUGUGUUCACGUAUGAAGUUGCCUUUGAGGAGAGUGAUAUCAAGUGGCCGUCUCGUUGGGAUGCUUAUUUGAAGAUGGAAGGAUCGAAAGUUCAUUGGUUUUCGAUCUUGAAUUCCCUUAUGGUGAUCACUUUCCUUGCUGGUAUAGUUCUUGUGAUCUUUUUAAGGACUGUUAGGCGGGAUCUGACUCGGUAUGAGGAGCUUGACAAGGAGGCUCAAGCGCAGAUGAACGAGGAGUUGUCGGGGUGGAAGUUAGUUGUCGGGGAUGUUUUCCGUGCCCCGUCCCAUCCUGCUCUUUUGUGUAUUAUGGUCGGUGAUGGAGUUCAGAUCCUUGGUAUGGGAGUUGUGACUAUAUUGUUUGCUGCUCUUGGAUUCAUGUCUCCAGCAUCCCGUGGAACUCUCAUUACAGGUAUGCUAUUCUUCUACAUGAUUCUUGGAAUUGCAGCUGGCUAUGUUGCAGUUCGGCUUUGGAGAACUAUCGGCUGCGGUGAUCACAAGGGAUGGGCUUCGGUUGCAUGGAAAGCUGCUUGCUUUUUCCCUGGUAUCGCAUUUUUAAUUCUCACCAUUUUGAAUUUCCUGUUGUGGGGAAGUCACAGCACUGGAGCUAUCCCAUUUUCGCUCUUUGUCAUUCUACUCCUACUAUGGUUCUGCAUCUCGGUUCCACUCACCUUAGUCGGAGGAUACUUCGGAGCCAAGGCACCUCACAUUGAAUACCCUGUCCGAACCAACCAGAUCCCUCGAGAAAUCCCAGCUCAAAAAUACCCAUCAUGGCUGUUAGUUCUUGGUGCUGGGACUCUACCUUUCGGUACCCUUUUUAUCGAGCUUUUCUUCAUCAUGUCAAGCAUAUGGAUGGGACGCGUGUACUACGUCUUCGGCUUUCUUCUCAUCGUUAUGGUCCUCCUCGUUGUGGUUUGUGCCGAAGUAUCAUUGGUGUUAACUUACAUGCAUCUCUGCGUAGAAGACUGGAAAUGGUGGUGGAAAUCCUUCUUCGCUUCCGGUUCAGUCGCCAUCUACAUCUUCUUAUACUCCGUAAACUACCUCAUAUUCGAUCUCAAGAGUUUGAGUGGACCGGUCUCUGCAACUCUCUACUUGGGGUAUUCUCUCUUCAUGGUCCUCGCAAUCAUGUUGGCCACUGGCACGAUCGGGUUCCUUUCAUCUUUCUGGUUCGUGCAUUACUUGUUCUCUUCCGUAAAGCUGGAUUGAAGAGGUAAAUCGGUAACCCGAGAGGCAGGGGAGGAAAGAAUUGGACCUUUUACAUUACUUGAUCAUAUAUUACAUGUGUUAUAUUGAGCUCAUUUACUCUGUUAGGGGAACUUUAGUAAAAUGCAAUAACAAUAAUAUGGCGCAGUUUCAUUUAAAUUCUUUAUUAGUUGUUACUAUGAUGCAUGGUACUGCAUUUGCAUUAUGAGGCUGGUUUUUAGGUUGUGUUUGUAACAUUUCUUGGUGCUACUUUAUACUAUUUAUUUGGGGAUCUGUAAUGCAAGCUGAGCACAGUUCACUUUUUUUA
This is a messenger RNA of Gossypium raimondii (Peruvian cotton), 2641 nucleotides long. RefSeq names its product transmembrane 9 superfamily member 11. Gene Ontology annotation, cellular component: membrane. Gene Ontology annotation, biological process: protein localization to membrane. NCBI's taxonomy places the organism in Eukaryota, Viridiplantae, Streptophyta, Magnoliopsida, Malvales, Malvaceae. The record is from RefSeq and is a predicted model, not a curated record. The coding region runs from base 373 to 2337 and encodes 654 amino acids. The transcript has a single exon.